CAAUAGAUCGGUGCUAUAAUACAAAGCAGUAAAAGCGGUCGCCUCACACAAGCGGCUGCAGCUCGACUAGAGAUCCCGUGGCUUUUAAUUCCUUCACUACUUUUUUUUUUUUAAACCCUCCUUCGAUGUGCCCCGUUAUUACCAUUUGUCUGAGGCGUUCAUUUCCGCACCUGCCACAGUAGAGACCAGGCGAAGGCGAAGUAGAGGAGGAGACAAGGGCAUUGCGAGAGCCGGGAGAGGCAGACGGUAUAGAGAUAGCAGCGGCGACUCGUUUGAGAUCUUAUAAAGGACAAAAAGAAAAUGCUGCUCUGGACCAGAAUCGUAUUGGUCGGUCUCAUCUGCUUGUCCUUGGUGUCCUCUGGGAUGGGAUGCGGACCGGGCAGGGGCUACGGCAGGAGAAGACACCCGAAGAAGCUGACACCUCUUGCGUACAAGCAGUUCAUCCCCAACGUGGCGGAGAAGACCCUCGGGGCAAGCGGUAGAUACGAAGGCAAGAUCACAAGAAACUCCGAGCGAUUUAAAGAGCUGACUCCCAAUUAUAACACAGACAUCAUAUUCAAGGAUGAGGAGAACACCGGUGCCGACAGGCUAAUGACUCAGAGAUGUAAAGACAAGUUGAACUCUCUGGCCAUCUCGGUGAUGAAUCAGUGGCCCGGGGUGAAGCUGCGGGUCACCGAGGGAUGGGACGAAGACGGACACCACUUCGAGGAGUCGCUCCACUAUGAGGGCAGGGCCGUGGACAUCACCACCUCGGACAGAGACAAGAGCAAGUACGGCACUCUGUCCCGGCUGGCGGUGGAAGCCGGAUUCGACUGGGUCUACUAUGAAUCCAAAGCCCACAUCCACUGCUCCGUGAAAGCAGAAAACUCCGUGGCAGCAAAGUCAGGCGGCUGCUUCCCGGGCUCCUCCACGGUCACGCUUCAGGAUGGCACCGAGAAGGCGGUCAAACACCUCCAAACCGGCGACCGGGUCCUAGCAGCAGACGACGACGGAAAACCGAUUUACACAGACUUCAUCAUGUUCAUCGACCAAGACUCAACGACUAGGAGGCUCUUCUACGUGAUCGAGACCGUCUCGGGCCAGAAAAUCACCCUCACGGCGGCGCACCUCCUCUUCGUCAGCCGCAACACCACGGAGGGGGAGCGGAUGUCGGCGAUCUUCGCCAGCCAAGUCCGAUCCGGACAAAAGGUGUUCGUGUUUGAUUCCGAGCGAAGUCGACUCGAGCCCGUGACCGUAAAACGGAUUUACACGCAAGAGCACGAGGGCUCCUUUGCGCCGGUGACCGUGCAGGGGACCGUCGUGGUGGACCAGGUCCUUGCGUCCUGUUACGCAGUGAUCGAAGACCACGACCUGGCGCACUGGGCCCUGGCACCCGUCAGGCUCGCCCACUGGGUGUCCUCGUUGCUUUUCAGUUCCCAGCCUCGAGUCAGCGCACAGAACGACGGAGUGCACUGGUACUCCAAGAUCCUUUAUCAAUUAGGAACAUGGCUCUUGGACAGCCACUCGAUCCAUCCACUUGGGAUGUCAGUAUUCUCAAGUUGAAACCUCUACUACGGGAGCAGAAUGAGACUUACAUGUAGGACACACGAACUAUUCAGUAGAUUAAAUAAAAUAAAAUAAUAAUAAUAAUUAAAAAAAACGAACGAACAAACAAACAAGACAAAGGCCCCAGCGGAGUUGGGAUAUUUAUUUCAGUGACUUUUCCAUGUGUCCCCUUUCAAAGAAUGAAUGGAGCCUUAAAAAAGUUUCUCUUUGAAUAAUUUAUUCUCAUGUGAACUCGCUGCUGUCACACAAAUGGAUUCUGAAACGGUGUGCGCAGCAAAUUGUGCAUAAUCUAUUUUUGUAUAUCUGAAAUGCAAAAAAAAAAAAAAAAAAAAAAAAAAAAAAAAAAAAAAAAAAAAAAAGACAGAAAAAAUGGAAAAAUAAAAAAUAUCGCCAAGAGGAAGAAGAAGAUGUAGAAAGGAGCAAACGUUGACAGGUUGUAAUGUUCAUAUGUGCAUAUGUGUGCAACUGACUGUUAUAUUUUGGGGAGAACAAACUUCGCGGGGUUCCAUAAAUUAUAUUUUUAUACACAGAAUUGUAAAUUAGAUUUUGACAGAUCGCUACCGAAUCACAUUUCGUUAUUUGAAAUAGUGUAAGAUAUGAGAAUAUAUUUUAAUUUAAAUACAGUAGUUGGGAAAGUAUUGGAAAAUCUUGUACUGCUUGGUUUAUUAAGAAUUUUAUUAUUUUGGAAACUGUUCGUUUAAGUUGUCGGAGAGGGACAGAUAUUCUGCCUCAUGUCUGCAUUCUCUGCUUUUUCUUUUUUUGUCUUCUUUCUAUUUUUCUGUUUUCCUCUGAGAAAAAUAUUAAAUGCAGAUUCUGACAAUUCAGUAACAGUUAAAGUAGUACUGAAACAGUUUCGUUAAAUAAAUUAAUAAGUAACUCCUGUAAAUGUACUAAAAUGUAUUUUUCUUUUCAUAUUUUGUAAUAGGGAAAUAGUUUUAUAGAAAUGACCUGCGGCAGAUGCAAAGUUUGGAUAGUCUAUAUAGCCAGACCAUACCAGUUAACUUUCAUAACAGGGCGAUGCGUCAAAAAUGUCUAGAGUUUAUUAUUUAUAUGUUUAUUACAAAAAUGAGAUAAAGAAAAUCUUCAAACUUGCAGUUGUUACAUGUCUUUGUCUGAGUGAACUUCACAGUAAACACAAGAGGGGAACAUUUGAACAUUAGGAGGCAUUUUCCGGCCAAAUUAAGGUCGCAAAUGAGUUGUUGGAGCAGCUCAUCGAUAAUACAAAUUGUAUUGCGCUUCUCACUUUGAUCCAACAUGUGUUUUAUAACAAGGCGUUCAUUCUUUGGGCGGUUAUAAUUAACAUAUAAUUGUUUAACAUGGUAAUUGAACGAGCUUUAGCGGGAGAGCCAACACACA
This is a messenger RNA of Anarrhichthys ocellatus (wolf-eel), 2901 nucleotides long. RefSeq names its product sonic hedgehog signaling molecule a (gene shha). The transcript is spliced from 3 exons. NCBI's taxonomy places the organism in Eukaryota, Metazoa, Chordata, Actinopteri, Perciformes, Anarhichadidae. Gene Ontology annotation, biological process: protein autoprocessing; smoothened signaling pathway; cell fate specification. The record is from RefSeq and is a predicted model, not a curated record. Bases 301 to 1542 code for a protein of 413 amino acids. Gene Ontology annotation, molecular function: patched binding; calcium ion binding.